Podarcis raffonei (Aeolian wall lizard) is the source of this 1195-nucleotide messenger RNA. Its product is annotated as phospholipase A and acyltransferase 2-like. Gene Ontology annotation, cellular component: cytoplasm. Bases 213 to 1052 code for a protein of 279 amino acids. Lineage: Eukaryota; Metazoa; Chordata; Lepidosauria; Squamata; Lacertidae. The record is from RefSeq and is a predicted model, not a curated record. Gene Ontology annotation, biological process: N-acylphosphatidylethanolamine metabolic process. Gene Ontology annotation, molecular function: glycerophospholipid phospholipase A1 activity; A2-type glycerophospholipase activity. The transcript has 7 exons.
GAAAUGUUUCUUUCUGAUUUACAGGUUGCGCAGCUUUUGACGGUUCCGAGCUCUGCUUCUUUAUGGGUUUCUUUGGCUUGUUCAAGAAAGAUGGAAUUGCCACUUCACUGUAUUGAAGCUAAGAAAACGGGUCGUGCUGUAUAUGAAGUUAAAACGAAACUGAAAAUGAACAAAAACAUCUGAGGCUUGAAAGGAGGUGAGAGCAGAACAUUAUGGCUGAGAAGUUUUACGACGGAAUAAAUUGGCUCACUUACGUCUGCCAGAGCCCAAAGCCUGGAGACCAGAUUGAGAUUUCUCGAUUUGGUUCCCGACACUGGGCUAUCUACGUAGGUGAUGGAUAUGUGGUCCACCUGACUCCUGCAGAUGGGAGUACAGGAAGUUUUUUCUCUAUUUUUCUGCCUGCCGACACAAAAAAGGCAGUGGUGAAGAAAGAAAAGCUUUCAUAUGUGGCGGGGAUAAGCAACUGGACGGUCAACAACAAGAAGGACAGAAAAUAUAAAGCCAGGCCUGUAAACGAAAUAAUUAGCACUGCAAACAAAUAUGUUGGGAUGGAGAUAGACUACAAUGUGGCCACGAAGAACUGUGAACAUUUUGUCGCCGAACUACGAUAUGGCCCACCUGACAGUAGACAGAGACCAAAGCCUGGAGACCAGAUUGAGAUUUAUCGAAUUGGUUACCAACACUGGGCUAUCUACGUAGGUGAUGGAUAUGUGGUCCACCUGACUUCUGCAGAUGGGGGUACAGGAAGUUUUUUCUCUAUUCCCCUGUCUGCCGUCACAUCAAAGGCAAUGGUGAAGAAAGAAAAGCUUUCAUAUGUGGCGGGGAUGAGCAGCUGGAAGGUCAACAACGAGAAGGACAGAAAAUAUAAUGCCAGGCCUGUAAGUGAAAUAAUUAGCAUUGCAAACCAAUGUGUUGGGAUGGAGAUAGACUACGAUGUGGAAACGAUGAACUGUGAACAUUUUGCCUCCAUACUACGAUAUGGCCAACCUGACAGUAGACAGGCGGAAGUUGUUUCUGUUCUAAACCGGAUACCAGACAUGUUCCGUUCGUAAACACCAUUAGUUGGUGUUAAAUAUAUGAUGAGACAUGUGAACAAUCUAAAAGACUGUUGGAGGACAAUCCUAGGUUGGCUUCUAACAAGAUCCCAUUAUAAAAGAACAAGUGUUAUUGAAUAAAAACAAAAACAUCAAAUCAA